AUGAAAAGCAGUAGUUACAGGUCACACUAUAAAUACGAUAGCAACCUAAGCCCUGAUGUUACUGCGGUAUGCGUGGACGUCACCGGUGGUACCGACCGUCCGUUCAUCAUCACCUUCAAGCAGUUCAACAGCGGUAAUGCACCAGUCCGCAUUGAGAACCUCUGCGACGACCUGUUUCUCAAGCUGCACCAGGUGGAAUCUGGACAGGUGGCUCUCUUGAGCCCGUACCAGUCCAUGCUCUACACCUGGGACGACCCGGCCAAGGAGAGGAAGCUGGUGUGGAAUAUUUACAACAACAAAGGGAAGGGGUUCGUCGCCGACUUCUCGCAAGACGGUUAUGGUGAAGAAAAAGUGAGUUUCCAUUCCGUGAAGCACUCUACUCUAGUCGCAACAAGCAGUGUGACAUCAAAGCUGUCGUCUACCCUCAAACGGCUGACUCCAAAGUCGCCAGAGCCCUGCUCCUCUAGCAGCGACGAUUCCGACAGUUUCGAGCUACUCGAGAACCUGGCCAAAUCCAAAAAGACUCGGAAGGACAAGGUGAUCGUCUACUGGGUGUCCUACAUGAACGGUUACCAGCGGGUCUUCGCGUUAGCACAAGACGAAAGGCUAGCGCAACAGUACAGGAUGAUGAUAGACUCGGAGCGCAGUAAUUACGAAGUUUUCCUGUCUCUAUCCAGCGUCAGUUUGUCAGUGUGCGUGCAAACAGGUGUUGGUGUGAAGGAGUUGGCAUAUGUCAGUGUCACCGAUUCGCUGCCACGGUGGGAAGUGAACGUGAGCAGCAAAUGGAAGCAGCUUGCCCCCGAUUUGACCGCGUGGAUCGAGGACAAGUACCAGAGCGAGCAAAAGAAAUGCAACCUGAAGGACUACAUCCACAUAGACCUGGAGAAGAUGCACAUGACGAAGCCCUUCUUCUCGGAGCUCCGCCGCACGUACUGCCCUGGCGUUUGGUUGCAACUGCGCAAGUCGGACACGCACACGUACUGUCACCUCAAGCUGCAGAGGCUUCAAAUUGAUAACCAGCUGUACGAAGCCGUGUUCCCUAGUGUACUGUACCCCGCACCGCUGCCGCCACACGUGAAAACGAGAGAUGCGAGGCCGUGCGUCGAAGUUGUCGCAAUGAAGCAAUACCAGCCGAGUAUGAACCAAGACAUAUACAAAUACUUGAAGGUUUUAGUGCAGGAAUUCUGCGUGAAUCUGGACAGGGGUUUUGUCAACUACAUCUUCGAUAUAUUGAACCACUGGAAGGUCGAGGAGAAGCCGGCAGUGAGGCUCCGCGCCGACUUGGCUUUGGUUCACAUGCCGCUGACAAUGCUGGCAAUAAAAAGCCAAACGUGCGCACAAAGGAACGUGCUGUUUGAGUACGUGCAUCUGUCUCCACUGAAACUGGUCCUCAGCCUGUCAUCUCGAGGGUAUGCGGACAGCGCCAGUAGCCCGAGCCGCUCCCACUACGGCAACCAGAAAGAGAAUCGCCCCAAGCUCUUUAACAGUGACUUGUUGGAGUACUUGUUCAAUUCGUGGGGCUCCUCACUUUGCGAUAUGAAGGACGUGGUGAUAAGAAUGUCAUUCCUGGAGCUCAGGAACGCUCCUAUCACCAGAACAGCUUUGGUGGAUGCCGCAUCUAGACAUUAUUGGAUCCAACUGGUCCAGCAGUUCUAUGUCCUCGUUCUGGGGCUGGACAUCCUCGGGAACCCGUACAGCUACAUCGGAGACUUCUCCAAAACCCUGAAGCAGUAUUAUGAACCGUUUUUGGGUAAUUCGUGUGGUGUCCAGUUGUCGGCGGCGGUGCGUGGUGCUGCCAAGAUAUUGAGCUGCCAGGGCGGCGCAUCUCUGGUCGAGGGCACACCGAGGAUUCGUCUACCGCGGAAAAGACCUGAAGAAGAGGGCGUGAUCAUCGACAACUUGCCAGAAGCUCUCCUAGAGGCCAACAGAAGGAACCCUAGCAGCGUGGCCCUCGCCGUUUCUGGCCUAAUCGCCAGGCCCACUAUCGACGUGUGUCGUGAGGCGGCGCGGGCGGCCCUCUCGCCUCAGCUGGGGGCAGACUGCGCUGAGGCCGCUCUGAGGGCUUUAGUUGAGCGCAGCGGAGGCCGGCUGCUCGCCAGACGCCGCCUCCCGCGCCACUGCCCAGUCAAUGAGGGUCUGCGCGCGUACAACGCCACAGCGGCCAGGGGGGCGGCGCUGCUGGCUCAGCUGUCGCGUGGCCACUACUCGGACACCGACAGCUACGUGGCCCACGUGCACCUCACGCGCACCUCGCUCACCACGCUCCUCGUCACCACGCAACAUAUAUUCCUCGUGCGAGCCGGUGGCAACAGUAACUCUUGGCACAUCGAGUGGGUGGUGAAACUCGACGACCUCAUCGGGGUACCCGCCGUGGAAGGGGACAAACUUGUACUGAACAUCAAACAGGAUGAAAUGGUCAACUACUUCUCAACUGACGAGAAAGUUAUAGAGAUCGCGGAUCCCGAAGUGUUACUGUGGCUGCAAUCCAAGAUCGAAUGCGCUCUUAUUCUUGCGUUGGAAGAUAAACGCUGCCCGGCUGAA
Molecule: messenger RNA, 2541 nt
Organism: Iphiclides podalirius (scarce swallowtail)
Lineage: Eukaryota; Metazoa; Arthropoda; Insecta; Lepidoptera; Papilionidae
Source: the annotation of a GenBank genome assembly